Anas platyrhynchos (mallard) is the source of this 4626-nucleotide messenger RNA. NCBI's taxonomy places the organism in Eukaryota, Metazoa, Chordata, Aves, Anseriformes, Anatidae. The record is from RefSeq and is a predicted model, not a curated record.
AUUGCUGUUUUGUCCUAGUGUCUCUGAGUGUUAACACCUUGUUGGAUGGGUUGUUUGCUUGUCCAGACCUUCAUUGUAACACACAGUUCUUAUUUUGUGUAAGGUUACAGAAUAAUGAGAAGGUAACUUUGAAUCACGUUAUAGGAAUGCUUUCCAAGGCACAUUGUAACUCUCCUCAUGGUGCUGUUGUGAAACACUAUGGGUAUAUGAAUGUAGGAUGAGGCCCUUGCCAAUGUUUAAGUGUACAAAGCCAACUGUAAUGCAUGUCCUUCCUAAAUGUGUUCUUCCCUUCAUUGCUGUCAUAAUUUUCUCUGUCAGAUAUCUCAGCUGCCCUUUUUUUUUCCAAGGCUUUGUUAUUUCUUAUGUGAUGCAACACACCUAAGGUUCUUUGGUUGGGACCAAGAAAAGAUAUUUAUAUAUAAUUGUACAUAUGUAGUGAGAUCAUUAGUGAAUAUAAUUCUGACCCAUGGUUUCCAGGAUCGUUUCUUAUAUUGGGACCAAUUUCAGAGAGCGUACUGAAAAGGCAAAACAAUGCCAGCAGUUUGCUAUGAAUGCUUGCAUUGCUCUGCCUUAAGGCACUACAGUUUGGUCAUGUCUUACAUUAGACAGUUUCACUGUCAAAUAGCUGUAAAAGAAAAUGCAUUCACACCAAGCCACAUCAGACCUAAUUCCUGUAACACGUACCCGCAUGUGAGGUAAAACCACUAAAUUCAGCCCUGGAGAGGUUCUCCAGGGGACACAACCUAGGCUCUCUGCCACAUCACAGCACCCAGUCUCGUAUUGCUACUGCACUUUGGAUUUUUCCUUCAUACAGAGCACAUGCUUCACCACGACACAUGCCAGGUGUCAACUCGUGGUGUUGCACAAAGCCAUUGAAGAAGUGCUUGUGCAAACAGCAGGGGAAUAUGUGGUGUUUGGGGAUUGCAUGUCCAAGGCAUACUCACCUCCUGAGAAAUGGGCAUCCUUUUUGGACUGCCACCCAGCGUGCUGCUGCCUUCAGAACAGGCACAGAUCUCCUGGUGAUGGGAGAACUGCCAGGCCCCCGACCCCUGGAGCAAGGGCACACUAGUGGCAGCAGAAGCGAGAUCCCAUGGCCCUGGUGAGGUCCCGCAGCCCCCAGCCACAAGGACUGAGGGGCGCUCCCUUGCUGGCAGAAGUGCUUUGGAUGCUCACCACAGAGUGAGCCCUUCUCUCCACGGUGCCUGUUUGCUUUCUGCUCAGGAGAAACAAAACGAUAGAGUGUGAGACACGUUUCCUUGUUAAGGCUGGAUACCGACAGUUCCUCCCCUCAUUCUCAUCUCAGACACUGGCACAAAAUUUGGUGUGACAGAGGACGGAGCGGUGCCGGGGCUAAACCACGCAGCCACGAAGUUCCAGGUCACAGUUCCAUACAGAAAACAAAUUUACCAAACUAGAAGAGCGAGAAACAAAUGUUUUAAAUAUGAAUUGAAAACCUUGCCCCCGGUUAAGAAAAAAAUAUGCUCGUUAGGCACUGAAAUAUGAUUUUUGGCAAAGGAUGGGCAUUCAGAACAAUUCCUGAAAUUUGAAACAUAAGAUUAGUUUUUUUCUGACAAACAAAACAGAGGCAAAUGCUAACCUUUUUAAUUAUGAGGAUUUCCUACUAAAGUUCAGUUAAAGAAUUCCAGGUCUUCAAAAUCCAAAGCAUUCAUUCUUUUCAGCUUUUUUUGUCCCCAUGAUUUUUGUUAAUAAUCGGCAUUUGAAAAGUAAGUGAUAUUCUUUCACUUUUCCUUUAUUUUUAGCUUUAUUACAAGAGGUUAAAAAUAAUUUAGAAGGUACGAAGAAGCCGGCAGUCUGAAAGGGCUGCUGCUGAGCUGAGGACUCACAGCGCUGCCUUGGGAGCCGCUUUUCCUCCUGGGCAUCGCGGGUGAGGGUACGGCCACCUGCGUGCGCCUGGGGGGCACCCAGCGGGCAGCUGGGGAGCAAACCCCGCUUACCUGCACCAGGAUUUGCUCUUUCCACGCGAACCGCGGCGUCGUUUUGGUUUCCGUUCAAAAAGCAUCCUCGCUCCCGCGACGUUUCUGGGGAGGUUCCUCCUCCACAGGCAACUUUUUUCCCACCUUGACUGGCCAGACCUGGGAAUUCCCACAACUCCGCGGCAGCGUUUUGGGGCUCACUCUGCUCCCCUGGGGGCUUGGGGGGGCUUCACCCACGUUCGCCCCUAGCCGGGCAGUACCAGGAACCCCUCCCGCUCCCCAUUUGCCCCAGUUUGGCGGCUGCAUGGGCGGGGAGGGAGCACGGAGAAACCCCCCCGGAGCGAUAGCAAAAAUGCUGCCGGGGGUCCUGCCCGGCCACCCCCGCCCCUGCCCCGGGGCCGAAGCCCCCCGGCGCGGUUGCGGGCGGUUUUGGGAGCCGGGAGGGAACCGUGCGGCGGGGGGAGGCAGGGCGGGGGGGGCAGCUCAUCCCCCCUCACUCCUCCCACCGAGGAGCGGUGCCUCUUAACCCCCCGGAUCCUCCCUCCGUCCCGCCGAGCACAGCUCCGCUUUGCAGAGCAAAAAACGAAAUUUCGGCGGCGGCCAGCCAUGAGCUGCCUGGAUGUUAUGUACCAAGUGUACGGGCCGCCCCAGGCGUACUUCGCGGCAGCCUACAGCCCCUAUCCCCAGCCCGUCGCCGUUCGCCUCCCCCCGCUGCCAGCACCGCCGCUGCCUUUCGCCCCCUCGAAACUCGCCUUUUACUCCAAAAUGCAAGAAGCCCCGGAGAGCGGCAGCAGCGCCAGCACCAGCAGCUCCUUCUCCGGCCACGCCGCCGCCAGCAUCAAGGAGGAGGACUGCAGCCCCGAGAAGGAGCGACCCCCCGAGGCCGAGUACAUCAGCUCCCGCUGCGUGCUCUUCACCUACUUCCAGGGGGACAUCAGCGCCGUGGUGGACGAGCACUUCAGCCGGGCCCUCAGUCAGCCCAGCAGCUUCUCCCUCGGCAGCGCCAAGGCGAGGAACGCCGGCUCCUGGCGGGAUGGCUCCUUCCCAAUGAGCCAGCGCAGCUUCCCCCCAUCCUUCUGGAACAGCACCUACCAGCCCUCCUCGGUCCCUGCCACCCUCAGCAGCCCCCUGGCCGCCGCCGCCCACAGCGAGUUGCCCUUCGCCGCUGCCACCGACCCCUACGCACCGGCCUCCCUGCACGGCCACCUGCACCAGGGUGGCCCCGAGGCCUGGCACCAUGCCCACCACCACCACCAUCACCACCACCACCACCCCUACCUCGGGACACAGAGCACCGCCUACCCUCGCCCUGCUGCCGUGCACGAGGUCUACGGCCCCCACUUCGACCCCCGCUACGGCUCACUGCUGGUGCCCACCGCCUCUGUCCGCCCCCACCGCCUCACACCCGCCGCCGUGCCCACGCCAGUCAGCCCCCCCUGCGACCUGGGAAAGGCCGAGGCAGGUGCCACUGCCACUUGGACAACACCAGCACCCUUCCCCAACGCGGCGGGGGACAUGGCACAAAGCCUCGGCCUCAACGUGGACCCAGCUCGACGUUACUCCUUCUGUGGUGGAUCCCUUCUGAGCUGAUGAGCUGACUCAAAGCCUCCCAGACCCCCCUUGCCCUUUUCCAAGCCCACCGUGGCCCUGCAGCCUGGGAAAGACAACGGGACUUAAAGCAACCUGGCAUCGCAAGGAUGGUCCUUUAGACUUAUUUUGGAGAGGAAAACUCUUCUGUUGAGAGAGGAGAGCCAAAGACCAUGAACUUCUAUUUAACCAAACUCCACUCCCUGAACUGCAGUCGGACUGCUUUAAAAGAGUUGAAUGACAUCAUGUAUGGUGAUGCAAAACCACUGGCCUUCAUACAGGAGACAGAGGAAAUUUUUGUUUUUGUUUUUUUGUUUUGUGGUUUUUUUUUUUUUUUUUCAGUGGUGUGAAUAUUUUUUUAUGGCAGUGAAAAUUAUUUCUCGAAUGCAACAUGGGAAAAUCUAUUUAGCAGUUUUGAACUGGAUUUUUACUUUACAUUAUAGAAAAGUAAAAGGAGAAGAAACUGGAACUCAUGAACAUUUUUGGACUACCAAGGAACUGGUCAGAUUUUUCAGUUUUGUGGUAAUGAGUGGCAAGCGUCUAGCUUGGGCCACCUGCCUUGGGCUUGCAGAAAUGCAGCUGUUCUGUGGACAACUGUUCAAACUCCAGAAAUACAAAAACCAAGGUGGCACUUCUCAGAGUUUGGCAUUUGCAUUGGAUACGUAACAGUUGUUUGUUUUCUUUCUUUUUUUUUUUUUUCUUUUUUUUUUACAAGAAAUAUUUUAUGGUGAAAGCUAAACCCUCUUAAAGAAGUGGGGGAAGGAAACGAAAAACUGUUUGCCCUCAACCCAACAAUUUUAAGGAAAAGCCCAUGAUGGACAAUAGGUCUGGGUUUAACGUUUCCCUUUGUCUACUUGUUGCUGUCAUUUUGUCACUUUAAUAGCUGUUUUGUUUUGUUUUGAAAGAGGGAAUAAGAUAUCUAUUUAACAGUAGGAAAGCUGCAUUAAAGGUAUCUCUUUCUUUCACCCUGUGUGCUUUUAUGAAGAAUUAAAACAAAGAGAAAUGAGGCAGACUAGAAACUUCAGGAUGAAAUAGGAAAAAUACCUGUAGUGUGGAUGAAGUGAGUUAUUUUAUUACUUUGCAUUAAAGCUAAAUAGAAAUCUUA